AUUGCCUCGCCUGCAGGCGGCCCCGGGGUCAAGAAUUGUAUCGCUGACGUGCUGCCGAUUUUGGCCAAGAUGUUGGAGAACAUGAAAGCCGAACCCCUCCACCUCUGCCACCGGCUGGACAAAGAGACCACGGGUGUGAUGGUGCUGGCGCGGAGCAAGGAGGUGGCGGAGAGGAUCCGGCUUCUCUUCAAAACUCGUCAGGUGGAGAAGGUCUACUGGGCAAUUAGCCUGGGGGACCCAGACCCCGCCGAGGGCAUCGUGGAGAUCCCCAUCGUGGAGAAGGAGGUGCGGAGCCACCAGUCGCACUACAAGAUGACGCUGGCCCCCAACUAUCGCCUGUCUCCGGAGGAUGGGAAGGUGGUGAAAAUCCGCAAGAACCGCAACGCCGAAAGCGCCGUGACGCGGUACCGCCUUCUGGCUAGCUCUUCCGCCUGCUCUCUGCUGGAGCUCCAGCCCAUCACGGGGGUGAAGCACCAGAUCCGGGUUCACCUGGCCUAUGGGUUGGGGUGCCCCAUCCUGGGGGAUCACAAAUAUUCACACUGGAGCAAGCUGGCACCCCAGAAGCUUCCUGAAAUCACCUUGAAGAGGCUGAAGCUGGAGCAGAGCAAGGCUCGCCACCUCCCCCUCCACCUCCACGCCCACCGGCUCUCCCUGCCCCUGGGUGAGCGGAUAGACCUCGUCUGCAAGCCGCCCCUCUUCUUCCAAAAGACUUUGAAGCAGCUGGAGCUGGAUGUCGCUAAAGACUAAUGAGGCAGGACGGGAGCGGUACCGUCUGUCUCCGCAUCUCCGGCACGUGGUAGUGCUGGGUCCGGCCGCUCUGCAGCGGCGUCCACCUUGGAGCCGGCGGUGUGAUGAAGUCUACGGUCUCUGCCGCUUGCCAGAGACCUCCUGUGUUGGUGCCAGUGUCGCUGGCUUCAAACCAGGCACCUGCGUGUGCUCCUUGCCCUGAUUUGGUGCAGAAAAGUGGCUGGGCACGCUGAAGAGCCUCUCGUUCGGACAAACGAGGCUGGGUAGAAACUGGGUUUUGCCCAAGCCAUGUUUUGAACUUGUCUCCGAGCAAUAAAAGAUGCAGUUCCCG
Aptenodytes forsteri (emperor penguin) is the source of this 1078-nucleotide messenger RNA. It is a transcript of the gene RPUSD4, whose product is annotated as RNA pseudouridylate synthase domain containing 4. The record is from RefSeq and is a predicted model, not a curated record. Gene Ontology annotation, molecular function: pseudouridine synthase activity; RNA binding. The transcript has 5 exons. Lineage: Eukaryota; Metazoa; Chordata; Aves; Sphenisciformes; Spheniscidae. Gene Ontology annotation, biological process: pseudouridine synthesis. The annotation marks the transcript as partial.